AAUGCGCUUAAAGCAUAAUCCGACCGGAGUUCACCGUUAGGAAGCCAACGACGCCACCAAGAUGGCCGAUCAUAAGUAUAAACUGUUCCGGGCGGUCGAUCCGAGCCAAGUAACAGUGCCCUUGAAUGAGAAAUUCUCAAAACUGACGCUAUCCUCCCACAAGAAACGACAAGAGCAGCGGAGAGAUCGGGAGCCACAGCCAGAGGAGCAGCUACCCCAGCAAGCAGUUGCAAUGCGCGACAAUUUGGAGACGGAGCAAUUGGAUGGCUCCGACUAUAUGGAAGCCCUGCAGCUGAGCGCCGAUGGCUGCAGCCAACAGAAUACAGACGUCGAUGUGGAGCGACUCUCCGCCAGCAUAAGCCACCUGACAGUGCAGUCCAAGGAGCAGCAGCAGCCCCAGCAGGUCUCCAUUUGUAUUUCCUCCACAACGGAAGAGGAUGACGACGACGCCUCCUGCAUCACCAUAUCCGAUACCAGCGAGGACGAGGCCCAGGAGCAGCCCGAUCCCGAGCCCGACAGCAUGGCUGUAAGCGAACGAGAGCCAGAACAGGCGCCGCAGUCGAUGCUCACCAGUGACAAAGUGCAGCGCAUUGAGGCUUUUCUGCGUGAUGUGAAGCGUCAUGGCGGUGAUCACACACCCCCAUCAUCCCUUUCCUGCUCAUCCUCAGCAAGACGACGAUCUCAGAUAGCCAUAGCCGACACAGAAUCCAUGACAACGCCCAACACGGACGAGGAUUGGCAGCCAGCGGAAUCGAGUCCGCGCCCAAUUGACAGCAGCAAGCGACUGGCGGAUGACGACACAGUCCUGGACAUGGACAGUAGCAAGCGGCUGGCGGAUGAUGCCACCGAGGCCAACACACUGAGCUCUCUGGAUCCGGAGAGCCCCGAGGUCAAGAGUAUCAGCCAGCGGCUGGCCAGCAAUGAUACCGAACUGAAUACUAUGUGUUCCCAUGACGACAGUCACAACUCGACGCUGCAGGAGGAGGAUGAGCCUAUACCAGAGGAGUCCAUUGAGAUACCGGAAACUUGCAGCGAAGGCGAAGCCACACCACCGAGACCUAGUUCCGGCUCCUCCUCCUCCUCCUCAGGCGACUACGACUAUGAAGCACCAUCGGUACAAGUGAGCAGCAUCAAUAUCUCGGCCAAGAUCAACAUCAAGAUCAGCAUUCCCACCAUGCACUCGAGUUCAGGAGAGGAGCAGGAGGAGCAGGUGGCUGAGGAUGUGCAGCAGAAGAUUAGCUCCGAGCUAGUGGAUGUGGAGGAGCAGGCGCUCGAGCCGCAGAAGCAUCAAAAGUCCAUGCUCUCCACAGGCGAUGCCUCCGAGGACGAACAGUUCCUAACGCAAGCCGAAAAGCUGCUCAACCAGCUUUAUGGGAAAGCCUGGCAAACACCGGAUGUGAUCCGCACCUUGAAGCGCUCCAGCGGCAGUGGCGGCAAGACGGCUCCUCUAAAGCCCAGGAACAUGGCAGCGCCACCGAGUGCGGCCACCACCACCAAGAAGAAGAGGCAGCCGGUGCGGCCAAAGCCAGUGGAUGAGAGUGUCCUAGGCGACUUUAGCAUAUUUACUCGAGCCUUGCGCACAAAUCAGACGCCCCUGAACUCCACUCACCUGCCGCCGCCGCCGCCACCACCUGCCCGAGCCGUCCAAUCCGAGCGGCGACCAAGACCGCAACGUCCGCGCACCAACCAUGUGGACGAGGAUCGCUGGCGGGCGCUCAUAGACUCGGAGAGCGGCACUGAUGCCUCUGAUGAUGAGGAUGCGGAUGCCACACUCAGUGGCAGUGAGUCUAGCAGCGAUAGCUCCAGUGAUUCAGGCAUCAAGAGCAGGCCGAAGAAGGGUAAAGACUUGACCUACCUGGACUUGACCAAGGAUGAGGUGGAAGUGAUUAGCAAUCCAGAUGACGAGGAUUCCCAGUCACCAAAACUUCACCGGCGCCUGGACGACAUUCUGCGAUCCUGCCGUGCCACCACUAAGGCCAAACUCCCAGCCACACCUCCUCCGCCGCAGGCCACCACACGACGCCAGCUAUUCACACCAAACGCUGGUUACGAGGAUGACAACGAGGCCCGUGAAAUUGUGGACAAGGCUUUAGAUCUGGACAUGCUGGACGAACUGGAGAACGAUUAUUUGCCGGGCACGCCGGUCUACAAGCGUUUGCAGGAGGUGAAAAGAAAUCUGGGCAUAGAGCCGGAGACGCCCAAGGGAACUCCCAUUUUCACGAAACUGACAACGCCGCAAACAGCGCCGCCGCCCAAGUCUACAGCCAGGAAAAAGAAGACAGUGCAGCCUGUCCAGGUCGAACCUCGCGGCAAAUGCAGCUUCCUUAAAUCCCUCGAAAGCCAAGUAAGCCGAGAAGACGCAGACAAUGAGGCUUACUUUUAUCGGGAGAACUUUGCCAAGAACAAGGAGCUGCUGGCGCAGCAUCUCUACAAGAUGUUCAACACCCAGGUCUUUAACAAUGACCUGGAUGUUGAGCUCACCUGGUCGAAGCUGCUGCGCAACACUGCCGGACGAUGCAUGAAUAAGCGCAAAAACAAUCAGCGUAGCAGCGUCGUUGAGCUGAGCGUCAAGGUGUUAACCACGGCCGAUCGUCUGCGCUGUACCCUCAUCCACGAGCUGUGCCAUGCCGCCGCCUGGAUAUUCAACGGCGAGGGCGGCCAUGGACGGGUUUGGAAGAUGUGGGCCAAGCGGGCCAAUGACAAGCUCCCAGACCUGCCGCCCAUCAAGGUGUGCCACAACUACAGCAUCGAGUUCAAGUACACCUACAAGUGUAUGAGCUGCAACACAUCCUCUCAUGCCCACUCCCGCUCGCGAAAGGUGGAGAACCUACGCUGUCGUCGCUGCCGCGGUCCCAUCACACUCCUGCUGAACAAGAAGGACAAACAGGGCAAUACAGUGUCCACGCCGGCGGGCCAGGCUAAGGGUUUCGCCAAGUUUGUCAAGGAGAACUUCAAGAAGUUCAAGCAGGACCACUUGACAGCCGCCCAGGUGAUGCGUCUCCUCAGCGUGGAGUAUGCCAAGCAGAAGGAGGGGGAUCAGCCGGCAAAGGAGGCCGCAACGGCGGCGGCGUCGAUCGCCAGCCAUGUGGAGACACUCACACUGGACGACUAGCUGGACACUAGAGAAAGAGAGAAGCUUAGUUAUUUGGCAAUACCAACAUAAAUUCUAUCUAUAUAUAAAUUUAUUUUAUAUUUCCCGUU
This is a messenger RNA of Drosophila serrata, 3201 nucleotides long. It is a transcript of the gene Gcna, whose product is annotated as Germ cell nuclear acidic peptidase. The record is from RefSeq and is a predicted model, not a curated record. Gene Ontology annotation, cellular component: nucleus. Lineage: Eukaryota; Metazoa; Arthropoda; Insecta; Diptera; Drosophilidae.